Molecule: messenger RNA, 5870 nt
Organism: Trematomus bernacchii (emerald rockcod)
Lineage: Eukaryota; Metazoa; Chordata; Actinopteri; Perciformes; Nototheniidae
Product: lysine-specific demethylase RSBN1L-like
Exons: 9
Coding region: 73-3915 (1280 amino acids)
Cellular component (GO): nucleus
Source: RefSeq, a predicted model, not a curated record
UGCACGUCGCGCAAAAAAAAACAGCAGCGGCGGCCGUUGGGGAAGAGAGUAAAUAGAGAGAGAAGCCUCAAGAUGGCUGACUCGCUGUGCUCCGCUUACCUCACCGGAGCUGCUACUGCGGUAGCCCCGGCGGUCGCCUCCGCCAAAAGCCCGCUGGUCAAGCCGACCGAGGCAAAGGGAGCCCCUGACAACCGCCUUCAGUCUUCCCGGGAUUUCAACCCGCCGCUGCCCAAGAAGGUCCGACUGGAGGAGAGGAGCGUUAAACCCAAGAAACUCAGCCGGGAAGCAGGAGUGGGAGGCAACGGCAGAGAGAAACUCCAGCAGCCCAAUAAGCAGCAGAUUUAUGGGGCGGGCUUGUGGAGCUUCAGCCCGGUUAAGACGAGUAGCAACAACCCUUCGGUGCCUGCUACCAGUGGGCACCAGCCACCGACAAACACGCAGAAAGUCUUUAAACAGAGCGACUUCUUCCUCCACAAAGCGCCUUCCUCCUCCAAACACAAAAACCCCAGUAAAGAUAAACAGCGCGAGAAAGAGAGGGAGAAGGGGGCAGGAGGCGGAGAGGAGAAGAAGAGAACUAAAGUACUGGUGACCUCCGGACCCGGGGAUAAUGUUAAUAACAACAACAACGAAAUCAGCAGAAUUAACACCACUUCUGCAGUGAAACGAGAAAAUGGGGAGGUCAUGUUGGCACCCAAAGAGCACUCCAACAAGGACAAGGCAAAAGAGAGAGACCGAGAGGAGAGGGAGAAGAAGAAGGUCAAAGACCGAGAGAGGGAAAAGGAGAAGAAGAAGCACAAAGUGAUCAACGAGCUCAAGAUGGAGAACGGAGAAGUCAAGCCGCCCAUCAAAGAUGAAAAAGAGAAGGCCAAGAUCAACCCAGAGGACCUGCAGAUCAAAAAAGUGAAGAAGAAAAAGAAGAAGAAACAUAAAGAGGGGGAGAAGCACAAACGAGUGAAGAUGUACCACCGCUCCUGCCAAACCAUUUGUGCUGGCCUAUUUCUCCUCCCUCCGUCUUCCCCACCUCCCAACUCUUCUCCCUCAUCCUCUGAUGUCACUCCUAACUCCUCCCUGUCUCCAUUCAAGUCCCCCCUACCUGUUUACCCUCCACCCAACAACAAAACUGCACAUCUCUUACCUUCCUCUCCUCAUCUCACCCCCAAAUCUCUCUUAAACUGCGCCCUCCUCGACUCCCUCAACUCUCCAUCAAAGACCCCGACCCAACCCCAGCAUCAGUGCAGCUAUCCCGGCAUGGCGGGCUUGGAGUUUGCCCCGUACAUCCACAUAGAGAAGCAGCCGAACGGGGGGGCCCUGGUGGCCCACGCCUACACCUCCCAGCUCUCCUCCCUCUCCCCGGGCCAGAUGCAGAGGUUCGCCCAGGAGUUUGUCACCCUGUCUUUCAGCGAGGACUCAUCGCAGGCCGCUCAUUACGUCAUGGGGAUCGUCCAUGGAGAAGCCAGCUACCUGCCGGACUUCUUGGACUACUUCUCAAGCAAGUUCCCAACCGCUCCAGUCAAAAUGGAAAUACUGGGAAAGAAGGACAUAGAAACCACCACCAUGGUUAAUUUCUACUCUCAGGUGAAGAAAACGUACAGUAAUGGCACAUACCGAGCCGGAGCAAUGAGACAGAUCAGCCUGGUGGGAGCCGUGGACGAGGAGGUCGGGAAUUAUUUCCCAGAAUUCCUCGGCAUGCUAGAGGAGUCGCCCUUCCUGAAGCGGACUCUUCCGUGGGGAACGUUCUCCAGCCUGAGGACCAUGGAUCCCACCGAGAGCGACGACGGGCCCAUCAUGUGGGUCAGACCCGGGGAACAGAUGAUACCUGUAGCUGACAUACCAAAGUCUCCUUUUAAAAGAAAACGCUCCACCAACGAGGUGAAGAACCUGCUGCAGUCUCUGCCGAGGACCAGCGAGCCCAGAGAGUUGCUCUUCGAGGACCGGACCCGGGCCCACGCUGAUCACAUCGGGCAGGGCUUCGAGCGACAGACCACGGCAGCAGUGGGGGUGCUGAAGGCCGUGCGGGCCGGAGGAAGCUCGGAGCCUCCUCGUGUAACCAAAGACGUCGUGUGUUUCCACGCUGGAGAUUUCCCUCAAGUAGUUCAGAGGCUGCAGCUGGACCUGUACGAGCCUCCGCUGUCUCAGUGUGUGCAGUGGGUGGAUGAUGCCAAACUGAACCAGCUGCGCAGGGAGGGCAUUCACUACGCCCGCAUCCACCUGAGCCACAACGACAUCUACUUCAUCCCUCGCAACGUGGUGCAUCAGUUCAAGACCGUGUCGUCCGUCUGCAGCCUGGCAUGGCACGUACGCUUAAGGAAAUACCACCAGGGAGCAGGGGAGGAGGAGGAGGAGGAGGAAGAAGAGGAGGAGGAGGAAGAAGAGGAGGAGGAGGAGGAGGUGAAAGUAGAGGAGGAGCAGGUUGAGCCGAGGGAGAAGGAGAGGAAAAAAGUGGAGGAAAAAGAAGAGGAGAGGAGAAAAAAAAAGAGUGAGAAAGGAGUGAAGGUGAAGAUAAAGAAGGAGGAAGAGGCGGCUGAUGGGUUGGAGAACAGAGCGCUGCCAGCUGUGAGCAAACAGGAAGUGGCUCAUCACCCCGCCCCCCUGCUGGACUCCAACAUGAACAGAGACAAACGGCUGGAGAAGGAGAGGGGGAAAGAAGGAGGGAAACUCAAACGGCACGACUCGCCUCCUGGAAGGGUGAGAGCAGACCUUCCAGUGCCUCCUCUCUGCAAGAACAACUCACCUUCAUCUCACCCUCCUCAUCAGGACACCAAACCCAAAGCAGCAUCAUCAAAGCACCUUCAUCACCACCCUCACCAUCAUCCCUCAGACAGCAGAGGCACGUCUUCCACUUCAAGGCCUUCAGCUCCUCAAUCCCCCAUCUCCAAGUCUUCCUCCUGUUUAUCAGCUGUUACUCCUUCACACUCCUCCUCUCCCUCUCCUGCUCUCUCCUCCACUCCCUCUCCUGCUCUCUCCUCCACUCCCUCUCCUGCUCUCUCCUCCUCUCCCUCUCCUGCUCUCUCCUCCUCUCCCUCUCCUGCUCUCUCCUCCUCUUCCUCACCCCUGACUCCCAGACCUGCAGCGGUCUUCUCCAAACGUCCUCCCCCCGGCGUCUCCUCCACCCCCCGACUGCCUCCCUCCUCUCAGUCGGACAGGACAAAGACCGAUGUGGCGUCAGAGCCCGGGAGGCGGGUGCAGCCGGGGGUCCGAGCCUCGCACGGCCCCCCCGCUGUGCACUCGCACUCCUCCAGAGGGGACACACACCCAGCCCCUCGAGACUCCCGCACACACCCCCUGCAGGAGAGAUGGCCUCACAGUGCGGACUCUAGACUGUCUUCUGAUCCUCACAUGCACCCGCAGCAGUACACCCACCAGCACCUCCCCCCUCCUCCCCUCCCCCACAUGCUCCCCCCGUCUUUCUCCCCUCUCCUGCCACCCUCACAUCUCCCUCACAGAGGAGUCCGCCUCCCCCCGAAUCCGCUCUCACAGCCGCUGAACUCGUAUCAGAAAGCUCCGCCUCACAUGAGCCGGCUCCACCUGCCCCCCCCUCACCCCCCACUCCCCCCCAACAUCAGCAUGCAGUCUCAGACAUACUACCAGCCUCCUCUGCUCUCCGCCCCGUGUGGACCUCCCCUCCGCAGCUCCCAGUCUCUCCCCCCUCACCUUCCUCACCACCACCACCAGUAUGCCAACACCUUCUUCCCCCCGCAGCAUCCCCACUUCUCCCCUCACCCCUUCCCCCCCCCUCAGUCUUACCACUCUUACCCGCCACAAUACCAGCCACAGUCUUAUCCUCACCCGCCUCCUCCUCCUACGUCCUCGCCGCCUCCCCCUCCUCCGUCUCAUCCGCCUCCCCCUCCCCCUCAGCCUUCCCCGGCUCUCCUCCUCCCCCCCUCACAGCACGGAGAGCAGCAAAAACAGGUUUAACAGUUAGUGUACAUAAGGAUGCUGUUUUGUAUUUGUGUUGGGUGUGAUGUUGAUGAACAAUGUAAAAAGGAAAACUGGUUCAGAACACGGAGUCGGACCUGGUUCUGGACUGCUUCAGAUUGUACUGCCCCCAUUGGGUCUCGUUGUUGCAUUCAUCAGCAGCUUUUGGCCUUCAGUCACGCUCCAGAUUUGACUUUGAAGAAGAUUUGAUUCAGGAAGAAGUUCUCCGUGUCUGCCAAACUGCUUCCUGGUUCCGUUUUUUGAGCUGAGCCACCAGAGGUAGGAAGGAAAAGGUAAAUGUCUGCUCUGACAGAUUUUACAUAUUUAUAUGAACAAGGUCACGAUGAUGACCUUUUUGUGAAUCUUGCAGCUAAUGCUUCCAAUUUUGUGGCUUUUUUUCUCGUAUAUGCUUUGUGCCCAAGACUGUUUCUGGAAUAUGAUUCUUUUUAAAAUUAGAUCCAGUGUUGUACUGUUGAUAAACAAUCAACAGCUGAUCAAAUUGGUUGAUGGAAUAUGAUGACAAAUGUUGGAGGACUUCAGUAGAGGUUUUAACCAAAGCAAAUCAAAGUGAAGUAUUCUGUUGUACCUGGAGCCCUCAGCAGCAGUGGCAGAGCUCUUAGUGCGGUUGUUUAUUAGUUCUGGAAAAAGAACACUUACUGUUCAGCCAAGGAUGAAUUAGACCCUGCCUCCAGAGUCUCAGGAAAGCCAUCCAGGACACAUGCAUACAUAUAUUGGACUCCUAAAAACAACCCUAGCUACAUUUGAGGGUUAUUCAAAUAAGAAAUCAUGACCUAUGCAGCUACAUUAAGAGCUUGCCAUGAGUUAAAGCACACAGCAUCUGGGUAACAGAAGGAGCAGAGCAGCAUCAGAUUCCCAGUGUACAGCACUUUGUAUCAUGGAUACAUCCGCUGUAGGGAUGAUUGGAGCUUCUAAUUCUAUCAGAUGAUCAACAGGAUUCUUAUGUAACUCAUUCAGGCCUUUUAUGAGACAAUUGUUUUAUUAUUGAUGGAUGUAUGAAGGUACACUGUUGAGAGGUCAUUCCCAAAGCACUAUUUAUCUAUUUAAAUGAAGUUCAAAUGUUUUAUUUAUCAACCCGGAACUGUUAAAAGUACAAUAAAUUAUUAAAAUGAUGUUAAAGCAGCAGCUAUAAAUAUGUGUCUUCAAGUGGUGAGCAUCUCUUCUGUAUCAUUUCAUUGUCAAAAACUUGAUUAUGUCUUGAUUUGAGUGAGGAUAUUGGAGUUCAGCCCACAUGCUAAUGUAGCCCGCAACAUUUCCCCAGUGCCUGUCCUGAACUGUGAACUAUUUAUGGCCCAGAGCCACACGGAGAAGGAGUUCUGUCCUUUCAUGAGACUUCAUGUCUGGGUGUUUCCCCUGUAGAAUGAGAGCAAAGCCUUCAAUUGCUCUCUAAGCGUUGCUGAAAACUCUCCAAAUAUCUGUGGUGUACUUUGGGAUGAGUGGAAAUGUGUGGCUCGGUGGGACCAACUCCGGGAAGCAGGGUUGUGUUUUUCAGGAUUAGUGUCACCGCCAGUCUGGAAAAUGUCUGAAAAUGAAGCGUAAGCCUCCAGCUCUCUGGUCAGUUUGCCUUCAGAGACAGAACCCUCCACUCUGUGGCUCUGAGCGAGGUGAUAGAACACCUUGAUGCCAGUUCAAAGACUCUGCAGCUCUUUUUAUGCUUUCUUAUAUUUCAAAAAAUAACUGACAGAAACUAUUAUAUUUUUUGUACAAAUGUCACAAAAUGAUGGUUGAAAACAACACAAGUCUUCAAGGGCUGCAGUUGUUUCCAGAUCAUUUAUUUAUCUCAAGGUUUUUGUUGUUUUUUUCUAUUUUGUUUACGUGAUUUUUAACUGUCAGCACUGUAGUGUACAUAAGAAGUUUUGUAAGGAAGAAAAACUUGUAGUGUGGUUUCUACUUUAAAUAUGAGCCUAGCUAAUAAAAGGUUCAAUGUAUGGACAAUG